AUGGGCUUCUUUAGAAGCUUGAAGGGCCUGUGCAUGCGGCCUUUUCAGAACCUUACUGUUCAGCAGCGUUUACUACAGUUCCUCAGAUUUGGUUCUCCCAUAUUGACGAUUGCAUUUGCUAUUGCUUAUUUGGCUUCGGGCCCAAACGUGCACUCUGCUCAUUUGGCACGUAUCAACUGUGCUCAUUUGGAUGUUGCUUUGGGUCUUUAUAAGUCUUUGAGAAGCUCCAUCUCGUCUACUGGUUCCGUCAACCAGGACAUUUUACCUGUCGAUAAUGAACUUACGGAUUCGGAAAUCCACAUUUUGACUGAUUAUACGGAGAAACAGGUUGCUGACGCUGCCCAGUAUAUCUUGCUUGGUGUGAAUGAGUUUUGUAUGAUUUCUUACCGGACGACUUACAGCAGCUCACAUAUGGUCGAAGAAGACGUUAAGACAGUGUGUAAGUCCUACAAGGGUUUUGGGAUAUUUGAUUACAGAGCUAUUAUGCUGGAAGCAGGGCUUGAUAUCAUUUUGGCGUAUGCCUACGAGUCGAAUUAUCAGAAGGACGAUGAGUACUCACGAAGAAUCGAUGCGCGUAAUAAACGUUUCCUGGUUCUUCAACCUGUGAUGAUCUUCCAAGUUCUAGUACAGCUGGUUAUCUUGGUCUAUGGGAUAGUAUUGUACAGCAACAGAAGAGGUGCAAAGGAUCUCUCCAAUAUACCUAGCAUCACGGUCAACGUGCUAGCGGUGUUGGCCGUUUCCGCGGGAAUCAUUAUGAUUGUGGCUGCUUCCAUCGCUACCAACGAGUUGAGGUCUGUGAAGAAAGAAAUUGCCAAAGGUAUGUGGAGUUAUGGUGUGAGAAUGGUUAUUGGUGAUGUGUUCCUUGCCCUUGUAUGGUGCACCUUCUCCUUUUCAGUGUUCACAAUGUUCGCUUGGGCUUUGCCGUUAUGGUGCUCGAAUCCACCAGACGAUGGAUACAAUUCGGACGACGAGAUCACUUACCACUAUCGUGAUACAGUGGACGAUAACGACAAGGAUUCAUUCGUGGUUCGUCCUUACCAAGUCUCAAGACAGCUUAAGCGUAACAAAACAAAAAAGUCUAUUUCACGACUCUUUGACGACGCUGCUGGCUUCGAAGAUGAACCGCAUGUUCACAGAUCGACUUCUGUUGAUAACACUGGAUACCGAGAUGAAGGUCCAUUUGCUUCUCCAGAAGACUAUGAGGUUAACGAGCUGCCAUUCCAGCCGGAGAUGGUCGAGCUGAGUAGCCACAUGCAUACCGAGACUGAGCUCCGCAGGUUGGGUGCUACAAUUACUCGUAAGUUCUCUGGCAGACGCAAAGGAGAAAAGAAAUCCAAAAGAGCUUCUAAACGGGACUGGCUCCCGGAGAGGUCUACCACGCACAAUUUGCUCUAUGGCGACAAUCACUUUUCUAAUCAUCAAUACCCACUGACGCUUCCAGGAGUCUCUGAAAGCGGCUCGCUUACUAGAGCACCAACGCUCGAUAAUUUGGGCUCUUUUAAUCGCUCCAGAAGUAAUACUGGAAACGGUCUUCAGUCGCAGCCUCAUCAGAACUUGUUGAUGCCAGAAGGGUCUAGUGGCGGACAUAAUCGUUCAACUGACAAUGUCUCUGUUCUUGAUGAACAAGAGAUGGAAUUAUUGAAUAACAAUCAGUUUAUUAAUAAGAUUGUUUAG
This is a messenger RNA of Candidozyma haemuli, 1674 nucleotides long. It is a transcript of the gene ECM7, whose product is annotated as Ecm7p. The record is from RefSeq and is a predicted model, not a curated record. The coding region runs from base 1 to 1674 and encodes 557 amino acids. Gene Ontology annotation, cellular component: cell cortex of cell tip; plasma membrane. The transcript has a single exon. Gene Ontology annotation, biological process: fungal-type cell wall organization. Lineage: Eukaryota; Fungi; Ascomycota; Pichiomycetes; Serinales; Metschnikowiaceae.